This is a messenger RNA of Hipposideros armiger (great roundleaf bat), 6006 nucleotides long. RefSeq names its product solute carrier family 12 member 5 (gene SLC12A5). Bases 156 to 3506 code for a protein of 1116 amino acids. Lineage: Eukaryota; Metazoa; Chordata; Mammalia; Chiroptera; Hipposideridae. Gene Ontology annotation, molecular function: potassium:chloride symporter activity. Gene Ontology annotation, biological process: chloride ion homeostasis; cell volume homeostasis; potassium ion homeostasis. The record is from RefSeq and is a predicted model, not a curated record. The transcript is spliced from 26 exons. Gene Ontology annotation, cellular component: plasma membrane.
UGUGCGAGUGUGAGUGCGCCUGGCGGGCGGGCACUGCAGCUUCUUCCUCGGUGGAGCGGAGAUCUAGAGAGAGAGCAAGAGAGCGGAGAAGGCGGGCAGAGGGGCGCGGGCGAGGCGGCGCAGCCAUCCCGGGGCCCGGCCGCGGCUCUGCCACCAUGCUAAACAACCUGACGGACUGCGAGGACGGCGAUGGGGGAGCCAACCCCGGUGAUGGCAACCCCAAGGAGAGCAGUCCCUUCAUCAACAGCACCGACACAGAGAAGGGAAAGGAGUAUGAUGGCAAGAACAUGGCCCUGUUUGAGGAGGAGAUGGACACCAGCCCCAUGGUGUCCUCCCUGCUCAGUGGCCUGGCCAACUACACCAACCUGCCUCAGGGAAGUAGGGAGCAUGAAGAGGCAGAAAACAAUGAGGGUGGAAAAAAGAAGCCGGUGCAGGCCCCACGCAUGGGCACCUUCAUGGGCGUGUACCUCCCGUGCCUGCAGAACAUCUUUGGUGUCAUCCUCUUCCUGCGGCUCACUUGGGUAGUGGGCAUUGCAGGCAUCAUGGAGUCUUUCUGCAUGGUCUUCAUUUGCUGCUCCUGUACGAUGCUCACGGCCAUCUCUAUGAGUGCAAUUGCAACCAAUGGUGUCGUACCUGCUGGCGGCUCCUACUACAUGAUUUCCAGGUCUCUGGGCCCAGAGUUUGGGGGCGCCGUGGGCCUCUGCUUCUACCUGGGCACUACCUUUGCUGGGGCCAUGUACAUCCUGGGCACCAUCGAAAUCCUGCUGGCUUACCUCUUCCCAGCUAUGGCCAUUUUUAAGGCAGAAGAUGCCAGCGGGGAGGCAGCAGCCAUGUUGAACAAUAUGCGUGUGUACGGCACCUGUGUACUCACCUGCAUGGCCACUGUGGUAUUUGUGGGCGUCAAGUAUGUCAACAAGUUUGCUCUUGUCUUCCUGGGUUGUGUCAUCCUCUCCAUCCUGGCCAUCUAUGCCGGGGUCAUCAAGUCUGCCUUUGACCCACCCAACUUCCCGAUCUGCCUCCUGGGGAACCGCACACUGUCUCGCCAUGGCUUUGAUGUCUGUGCCAAGCUAGCCUGGGAAGGAAAUGAGACGGUGACCACACAGCUCUGGGGCCUUUUCUGUUCCUCUCGCUUUCUCAAUGCCACCUGUGAUGAGUACUUCACCCAAAACAACGUCACAGAGAUCCAGGGCAUCCCUGGCGCUGCCAGUGGCCUCAUCAAAGAGAACCUCUGGAGCUCCUACCUGAGCAAGGGCGUGAUCGUGGAGAGGCGUGGGAUGUCCUCCAUGGACCUGGCUGAUGGCGCCCCUGUCGACAUGGACCUUCCCUAUGUCUUCAGUGAUAUGACCUCCUACUUCACUCUGCUGGUUGGCAUCUACUUCCCCUCAGUCACAGGGAUCAUGGCCGGUUCUAACCGCUCCGGGGACCUGCGGGAUGCCCAGAAGUCAAUUCCCACUGGCACCAUCUUGGCCAUUGCCACCACCUCUGCUGUCUAUAUCAGCUCCGUCAUUCUGUUUGGGGCCUGCAUUGAGGGGGUCGUCCUGCGGGACAAGUUUGGCGAAGCUGUGAAUGGCAACCUGGUGGUAGGCACGCUGGCCUGGCCGUCCCCCUGGGUUAUUGUCAUCGGAUCCUUCUUCUCCACCUGUGGGGCUGGGCUGCAGAGCCUCACAGGGGCCCCACGCCUGCUGCAAGCCAUCUCCCGGGAUGGCAUAGUACCCUUCCUGCAGGUCUUUGGCCACGGCAAAGCCAACGGAGAGCCAACAUGGGCCUUGCUCCUGACCGCCUGCAUCUGCGAGAUCGGCAUCCUCAUUGCAUCCCUCGACGAGGUGGCCCCCAUCCUCUCCAUGUUCUUCCUGAUGUGUUACAUGUUUGUGAACUUGGCCUGUGCAGUACAGACGCUGCUGAGGACACCCAACUGGAGGCCACGCUUUCGAUAUUAUCACUGGACACUCUCCUUCCUGGGCAUGAGCCUCUGCCUGGCCCUCAUGUUCAUCUGCUCCUGGUAUUACGCCCUGGUGGCCAUGCUCAUCGCUGGGCUCAUCUACAAGUAUAUUGAGUACCGCGGGGCGGAGAAGGAGUGGGGUGAUGGGAUCCGAGGCCUGUCUCUCAGUGCUGCUCGCUAUGCCCUCCUACGCCUGGAGGAAGGGCCCCCGCACACCAAGAACUGGAGACCACAGCUGCUGGUGCUGGUGCGUGUGGACCAAGACCAGAACGUGGUACACCCACAGCUGCUCUCAUUGACCUCCCAGCUCAAGGCAGGGAAAGGCCUGACCAUUGUAGGCUCCGUUCUUGAGGGCACCUUUCUGGACAACCACCCCCAGGCCCAGCGGGCAGAGGAGUCCAUCCGGCGCCUGAUGGAGGCGGAGAAAGUGAAAGGCUUCUGCCAGGUAGUGAUUUCUUCCAACCUGCGUGAUGGCGUGUCCCACCUGAUUCAGUCUGGGGGCCUCGGGGGGCUGCAGCACAACACCGUGCUGGUUGGCUGGCCCCGCAACUGGCGGCAGAAGGAAGACCAUCAGACCUGGAGGAACUUCAUCGAGCUGGUCCGGGAAACCACUGCUGGUCACCUGGCGCUGCUGGUCACCAAGAACCUUUCCAUGUUUCCUGGGAACCCCGAGCGCUUCUCCGAGGGCAGCAUUGACGUCUGGUGGAUUGUGCAUGACGGAGGUAUGCUCAUGCUGCUGCCUUUCCUGCUGCGGCACCACAAGGUCUGGCGGAAAUGCAAGAUGCGAAUCUUCACGGUGGCCCAGAUGGAUGACAAUAGCAUCCAGAUGAAGAAGGACCUGACCACAUUUCUGUACCAUUUACGUAUCACUGCAGAGGUCGAGGUGGUGGAGAUGCAUGAGAGCGACAUCUCAGCCUACACCUACGAGAAGACAUUGGUGAUGGAGCAGCGGUCCCAGAUCCUCAAACAGAUGCAUUUAACCAAGAACGAGCGGGAGCGGGAGAUCCAGAGUAUCACAGAUGAGUCUCGCGGCUCAAUCCGGAGAAAGAAUCCAGCCAACACUAGGCUCCGCCUCAACGUCCCAGAAGAGACCGCUGGUGACAGUGAGGAGAAACCAGAAGAGGAGGUGCAGCUGAUCCAUGACCAGAGUGCUCCCAGCUGCCCCAGCAGCUCACCGUCCCCGGGGGAGGAGCCCGAGGGGGAGGGCGAGGCAGAUCCUGAGAAGGUGCACCUCACCUGGACCAAGGACAAGUCGGUGGCAGAGAAGAAUAAGGGCCCCAGUCCCGUCUCCUCUGAAGGCAUCAAGGACUUCUUCAGCAUGAAGCCGGAGUGGGAGAACUUGAACCAAUCCAACGUGCGGCGCAUGCACACCGCCGUGCGGCUGAAUGAGGUCAUCGUGAAGAAAUCCCGGGACGCCAAGCUUGUUUUGCUCAACAUGCCUGGGCCUCCCCGCAACCGCAACGGUGACGAAAAUUACAUGGAGUUCCUCGAGGUCCUCACCGAACACUUGGACCGGGUGAUGCUGGUCCGCGGCGGCGGCCGCGAGGUCAUCACCAUCUACUCCUGAGAACCAGGACCUGCCCCCCGGGGCCCCAGAGCGCCCGGCCCGCGGCGGCCCCGGAGCCCUGCCGCGCCCCCCGCCGCUGUCACCGUUUACAUUCAGACCCCGUGCCCGCGCCCCGGCCCCUUUCCCCGCUUCCUGAGGUCCGGAGGCCGCGUCCAUCGGGGUUGACUCGGAGAGGCCCUCCCUCCACGCGAACACCAGAGCCCCGGGCGCCCCGUUGGCGCGCCGCCCUGUCGCCCCGGCUGCGCUGCCCUUUUUCUAAGCCGGGCCUCGCCUCGCCGGAGGAGACGCUGCAAUAAAGGGCGGGAGGAGGCGCGGACGGGAGCCGGGGCUUUGAGGACCGCCAGGUAGCCCGCGCGGCCCCCGCCCCGCCCCGCGCGCCCCGCCCCUCCCGGCCCUGCUCUGCGCCCCUCCCGGCCCUGCGCUUGGCUCCACGCGGCCCGGCGGGCGCGGGGUGGGGCGGCCGCGCUCGGCCUCCUCUGCCGCCCCUCCUCGCGGAGCCUUGGGGCGCGGGGCCGGCCGAGCCUGUACAUAGUGUACAGGAGACAUCGCGUGUAUUUUUAACGUCCCCAUAUUUCUGUGACUAGACGCGCAACGGACUUCUCUCGCUACUGUCGAGCUCCCCCCUCGCUGGGGGCGCCCGGGGCGGCGGAGGCCUCGGGAGGCUGCGUUUUCCUGGACGUCCAUGAGUAUGAGAGCAAAAGUGCUUUAGGCCCAGGCGGGAGUCGUGGUCCGGUCCUUCGACACCCUCGCCCCGCUCUCUCCUCCUCGCCCUUUCCGCGCGCCCUUGGCUCCGACCCUUUCCUCUAGUUCUUUUCGGAGAUGAGGUGAGACGAGUGUCCAGCUUUUCCUGGAUUCGCCUCCCAGAGGAUGUGAGCUUCCACUGCGGCUGCAGAGACGCGCGCAGCCUUUUCUCCUCUGCUCUUAUGCAAGCUGGGGCCAGGAUGGGGUAGGGGGACGCUCCUCAGGGGGAGAAAGGGAGAGAGGCCUCGCCUCACCCGUGCCUUCGCUGGGGGAGCAGGCGUCUCUCCUCAGUCGGCUUGUCGCCUGCUCCCCCAUCCCAUGGCUCCUCGCCAAAGACUGAAAUCGGGGAGCUGGAGGGCGUCCCCUCCCCCGAGUUUCUUCCCUGGGACAAGUGAUGGAGGACGGGGGCGAUUUUGGUGUAGGGGCCUUACUUACGGGGAGGCCCCAGCGCGGCGCCUGAUGUUCCCUCCCCCGUCCCCAUCCGGCAGCUGGCAGCUCCAGCGUCGGGGACCGAGCCACCUUCUUCGCGUCCCAGGGCGGGCCUCGCUGCUUAGCAGCGGCCUCUAGCUGCGUCUCGCAGGCACCUGGGCCUGGGGAAGGGCUGGAGUUGCCAUGUGCUUUGUUCUUAGAGCCUCUCUGCCCUCCUCCAACUAGGACCCAAGGCCCUUUGGCUUCUCUAACUCCAGUCCUUGGCGCUUCUACUCCACCGGCCUGGGCAGAGGCGCCCUCUAUCUCCACAGAAGGCGCAUUGGCCAGGUUCCCUUCCCCCAGGGCACAUUACUAAGGGGGACAGGCACUGCAUGCGCAGUCCAGCACCCUCUGGGACUGGGUACAGUACCUCCAGCCCCAGCGCCCUGAUCUCCCCACCUAGACAUCCUGCCCACUUCCCAGAGCUGGGGCUACUGGGGACUUUUGAUCUCACCACCUCCUUUUCUUUGAGCCCAAGGCAGAGAGCUGGAGCUGGUGCCAUCUAGACUGGGUCAGGUGUGGUUGGAGGUAGGUCUGGAUGUAGGCUAAGGCCCCUCUGAGAUUUGAUCAGGAGCUGGAUAGAUUUUUCCAGGUAGUCAUCAGGAAGUUGGAGAUACUAGACACCAGCCCCCCCUCCCCCACAGACCGCUGAGAAUCGCAGCUGGGUCUUGCCUUCCACAGGCCUGACCAUUCGGGCUGAAGUGCUGGGCUGGGCAGAAGCGGGAGGGGGCUGCAUCAACACCAAUUAGGGAACCAAAGUUGCACUGUCGGGUUGGCAAGAGCAGUUUCCGUUGAUGAAAACAAACAUCCCACAACCACCACCCAAGUUUUCUGUUACAUGUGCAAUAUUUGUUAUGAAUGUUAUCACGUCAUCCAUCAAAUUAUCUUUAUAAUCAUUGUAGCUAGAUGUUUCAUGUCCAUCCAAGUGACUUUUACUCUGAGUGCAAUAUUUCAAUAGCCUUGUAGUGGUAACUAGUGUUGCUUUCGUUUUAGAUAUCUACGUGCAGGGCAAUGCAAUGAAGUUGAAAACCCUUGUAAAUAGGAGAGGUUGCAAACCAAAUCAAGAGUAUUUAUUACUAUUAUUAGGCCUGCCUUUAAUUUUCAGUGUGUUUCAGUAUCCUGCAUUCUGCCUCAGUAUUGAUCUUGUGUUUUUUUGUGCCAAUAUGAAAAGGAGAGGGUUGGUUCUUUCCUUUAUUGUUGAAUGCUCCCAUUUAAUGCUUUACAGCUUUUACUGUAUUUUUUAGAUUCCCGUCUGCACAAAAUGCAAUAAAAAUAAUUUUAUUAUACCCUU